UUUGGUCUUGUAAACACCAAAACUUAAAUUUCUCCUUUUGCCGCUAUUGGAUUAUCAUUAUUAUUGUCAUACCAACUGGGACAACAGCUGAGACACAUGGCGCUCAUGAGGUCAGGCUGGCUGUGGAGACAGACUUCUGUCCUAAAACGCUGGAAGUUAAACUGGUGUGACCUUUGGAUAGAUGGGAGUCUUUGCUUCUACACGACUGACAGCAGGCGAGAUUUGGAGCAUCGUGUCAGCCUCAAGACAUCGUGUUUGGAUGUGAGAUCUGGCCUGGAAUGUGGAGGUGUGACUCCACCUGAGAGCCAUCCUAGGGAGAAUCUGAUUAUGGUUCAGCUCACAAACGGCUCAACAGUCAACCUGUGUGCGAACAGUGAGGAUGAAUCCAUAGCGUGGAAACUGACUCUGCUUGACACCAGGAGAAACCCGGUGUUCACAUAUGACCCAUAUGAUGACUCCUACCAGGCCAUCCCCCUCAACAGAUACCAUACUGUCUACAUCACACCUGGAGCAGGACCAGGAACCCACCAGGUGGUAGUUCAGAGGGACCCAUAUGAUGGAGUGAUGGAGAAUCUGGCACUGGGAUUAAUCGCAGGCAUGGCAGCAGGGACAGCUAUGCGAUCCUUCCUCUGGAUGCCCUUCCUUUUCUGCUGAGAUUAUCUUCAUUUCUGACAUGACAAAGCGGCGUACAAUCUGUCUGUUUCCAUGGAUUUGGACACUGACAUCAGCAUGUAUAGAUAGCCUCUAAAACCCUCAUCUUUUCUACCAUGUCUUCUUUAACAAGCUGCUUUUUCGGUUGUUUUUUUCUUUACGGGCACUUUUGCAUAAAAGUCUUAAGAAGCUGAAAAGGAUGCCAUGUAAUUAUAUGUUCUUCCUGCAUGUAAAGCACACUGAAUCCACAUUUGCAAAUGCAAGGAAGUCAGUUUGUAUCUGAAUGUUCUUUAAUUUGCUGCCCGAUUUUACACUUCAUAGCUUCAUAAAGGUGUAGCUUGUACUAGGAAAUAAAAUAAUGUAUUAAAAUAAAAUUUAGAGAUGGUGUUCUAAAAGCAUUGGUUGUUUGUACACAACUAGCAAUCCAUAAAUCUAAGUGUUUAAACUUGAUUUAUAGUGUGAUACAACUAGCCCAAGUCAGGGUCAACUGAAUAGCUUUUUCCUGAGCUUUCAACUA
Centropristis striata (black sea bass) is the source of this 1168-nucleotide messenger RNA. It is a transcript of the gene plekhb1, whose product is annotated as pleckstrin homology domain containing B1. The record is from RefSeq and is a predicted model, not a curated record. The transcript has 6 exons. The coding region runs from base 97 to 654 and encodes 185 amino acids. NCBI's taxonomy places the organism in Eukaryota, Metazoa, Chordata, Actinopteri, Perciformes, Serranidae. Gene Ontology annotation, biological process: regulation of cell differentiation. Gene Ontology annotation, cellular component: membrane.